This is a messenger RNA of Aedes aegypti (yellow fever mosquito), 7308 nucleotides long. It is a transcript of the gene unc-13-4A, whose product is annotated as BAI1-associated protein 3. Bases 1815 to 6035 code for a protein of 1406 amino acids. The record is from RefSeq and is a predicted model, not a curated record. The transcript is spliced from 15 exons. Lineage: Eukaryota; Metazoa; Arthropoda; Insecta; Diptera; Culicidae.
CGCGUUCUCGCUCAGUUGUGAUUCGGCCGUGGACAGAGUUAGACGUGCAAAACCUGGAAAAACAGCAACAGCUAGACAGCCCUUGCUCUAGCAGCAAAGGAACCUCCCCACCCUCUAAGCUUUGAAGUUUUGUAGAUCUUAGCUGGAUUUUUAGUGAUUGGGAAAUUUUGCAAGGAAAGAUGUGAAUAAACUGCAAUUGUUAGAUCGUAGUGAAUGAAUGGCAGUAGGCUGGGUUUAGUGUUGAGUGCAAUCCAGGGCAAACUUGGAUCGAAUUGGAUUUCGAUGGAGACGAGUGGUUGUUUGUGAAGUAACGAAAUCGAAAGCGAAAAUCUCAGCCGUCGAAAAAAGCAGAAGGAUUUGCAAGAGUGCUGAAGUUGGAGGAUUAGAUGUAAUUGCCUUUUGAAGAGGAUCCGAGAGGGUAGAAAGUGUACGCGGAAGGGCCCUCUUUAAGAUUAAGGCGGAAUAAAUUGAAGAAUUUUCCGGUUCAAGUGGCGCUCUUUAUUGCAUUAAAUUAAAAAAAUGUUGGUAGAUGUUGAUCAUGAUUGCGGGAUUGAGUAAUUGUUUGGAGGAGUGAAGUGGAAACCACAGUUUGAGUGUGUGGUUGUGGUAAGAGUCGAAAAAUAGAUGGAUUUUUGUCCUAUAACUAAAAGUGUGUAUUUAUUGGGAAAAGAAACGUAAUCGGAAAAAGUUUUUCCCAUCCGAGGAGUGAGAAGCGACCGAGAGUGAAAGCUUUUCGCUGUUGUAUAUAGUGGUCCCCCGCAUAUAAAUGUGCUAAUGAACGGGAAUUCCAAAACGUCGUCGUCAGGCCUGAGAAACCCACAGCCUGCCUGGAUCUCAUGCCACAGACGAGUUAGUGCAGCAGACAGAUGUGUAUGUCGUCCCCACUCAUAGCCUACUAAGAGCUCGUACAUAUGUGUUAGGACGACGAUCAUAGCAAUCCGUGAGCAGCUUUAUGUACAAUCUGUUGAAUGUUUUUCCCCAACCGCACAUAACCACAACUGGAGCACUAAGAAGCGGCGGCACCCAUUUCCGCCAGGCCUCAAACGGGAAGUGAGAGAAGAUAUUCCCGCGUGAGAGACCCCACGUACCAAAGUGUAAAACUAAAGGGGUGUGAAAUUCCGCGAAUCUUUCGGUCAAUAAAGUAAAGACAAUUCAUUGCUUUCGAGAAGAGGAGAACCCAUUUGGACGUAAAUUGUGACUAAUCUGCUUUAAACUACGAAAGUAAAAUUCGAUAAUUCAAGAAAAUAUCAAAGAAGAGAAUACUGUACGGAGAAGGUGUUUCGGUUGAAAUCCAGUAAAGGAAAUCUCCCGCAGGGAAAGAGGGAAAUGUAAAGGUCAUGAAUUGCGAUAAACAAGUGGCACACUCUACCGGUUGAACUCACGCCUUGGAAAGACCGUCGUUUGGAAAAAAACGAAAUGCAGAGUCACGAAACUGCAGCUCAUCAGAGUGGUUGGGGUGAUCGAAAGCUAACAACCACCAGUAGUGACAACGGUUGGGACGAAUGAUUUGCGAAGUGAGGGAACUGUGCGCGUGAAAGUGAUCGUGAACAAGCCUUCUAGGCGUGAACAAAGAAUUUAUCUAAACGAAUUCAAGCUUGCUGGAGUUAUCUAGAUAAGAUUAUAGCAACACGUCGCCUACUAGGUCGCCGUAGUUACAGUUUGUAGUUUGGUUCAGGUAGCUAAGAAUACAUCAUCCGGUUGCUAGGAUUAGUCAGUGUACCGUAGUUUGUGAGUGCGUUCGUGUGUGAAUAGAUCCAAGGAGAUUACUCAGAAGAAAGAAAAAAGAGCAUAGAGCAUCCACUUCAGCCAGCACAAUGAGCUUCUUCAGUUCACUUCAGCAGUACGUGACAAGUGGCGUGGCCGGGUUGGGACUGAAUCCCCGCCGGUUCUCGCUGUCGCGGCAAGAGUCCACCGAGGCCACCACUCCGGCCGCCAGCCCCAGUCCGAUGAUGAGUUCCGGUAGUUCGCUUGGCGGCAGCAUCGGGAGCUAUGGACAAAUGGGAGGAGGACCUGGUUCGGCUGGGGUCGGAAUGGGAGCCGGAGCAUCCACAGGAGCAUCUGCACUAGGUUAUCCAAAGGUGGUGACACCAUCCGGACCCGGAGGCUCCAUUGUCGGCACAUCGAGCGCCGGUACCGUGGGCAGUGGAACCGUCACCAGUGGCGUGGGAACGGGAAGCAGCACAAACCUAACGGUGGCCGGAGCUGCCGGAAGUGCUACCGGUGGAGCAUCGGGUGCCACGGGCGGUGCAGCGGGUAGUGUCUCUCCAAUGCGUCGGCAAUCGUCAGCCCGAGGCUUGGACACGUUGGUACCCCCGGGCCGCACCGGUUCCUUCCGGGGCCGUAACUCCCCGAAUCCGACAUCGCCGGACAAGCCCUGCUUCUCGGUGUGGAAGAGGCGACCCUCAUGGCCAGAGGUCGAGAUUAAAUCAUCGUCCGGCCGUCGCCACCGGUUGUCCCCAGCGCCAAUAAUCGAAGUGCAGGGGGAACUGGCUCCGGCCAUCACCGCCGAGGACAAAGAUUCAAAGGGCUUCAAAGAGAUUGUCUACCGGUUCGACAAAAUGAAUCCACCCUAUAACAGUGUCGUUAGUGCCAAUAACAAUAGCGUCCAAGAGAACGACGGUUCCUACUUCGAAAGCUUUACUGCCCUGUCCUGGAAGAACGAAAACCGGCGGAUGUCAGCGGUCAGGGCGGUGGAGACAAGGGCCGAAGUGCUACCGGAAAAUGAUAACGACCGCCUACUGGAGGACGACAUCGAACGGUCCGAGCAGAAGGAGCAUCUCUAUCUGGACGUCCUUUACGCGAUUGCCAACACGGUGGGAGCUCCGGCACCGGGAGGACAGUACAGCGAAAAGAAAUGGCUGCAAUUCGCACACUACAAGGAGGAGAUGUACCUGCAGGCCCAGCGGGUGUUCAACGUAUCCGCCGAUCGGCACUACCGGUUGCUGCACGCGGCCACCGAGGAGAAGCCCAAGAUAAUUGUGCUCACCGUCGUCGUCCAGGAAGCGGACGGACUCGAAGCGAAGGAUGCUAACGGUUUCAGCGACCCGUACUGUAUGCUGGGCAUACAACCCUCGGGGACACCUCCACCACCUUCGCCACAGCCACCGAUGACCCCGCGGACGCUCUCCGACACCGGCAUGGACAGCCUGGACUCGCCGGAGCACGGGAAGCUCCGCAAACACCACAGCUUUCGGUUGAGCUUCAAGCGCAAAGACGGCCGCCAGCAGCGGGAUUCCGUUGGACCCGUCCCGGCCAAGUUCAUCCGGGCGACCUCCGUCAAACCGCACACACUGAGUCCAAAGUGGCACGAAAAGUUCAAAUUUGAUAUAGACGACAUCCACUCGGACAUCCUGCACCUCGAUAUUUGGGACCACGACGACGAAAGUAGCGUGCUAGAUGCUGUUUCACGACUGAACGAAGUUAGAGGCGUUAGAGGAUUAGGUAGAUUUUUCAAACAAGUGUGCCAAUCGGCACGCCAGGGCUCGCAGGACGACUUCUUGGGUUGUGUCAAUAUUCCAGUCUGUGAUAUUCCUUCAACCGGUUUGGAGGGUUGGUUCAAGCUGGAAGCACGCAGUAGUCGUAGUUCAGUGCAAGGCCGUAUUCGGCUGAAGCUGUCCCUCUCGACGCGAGAGGAUCGUGGAAACUCCGAAGAGGACAACACACUGGAGGUAAAAAAGUUUGAACGACUGCAGACAAUUUUCAUGAUGCAUGAGCUGAACACUUACGAACCGGCGUGGAAAUGGAACGGUGAACUGGCGGGACCUUCGCUCACCAUCCUCCAUCAGAUAGCAGUCCAGAGCGAUCUAUCCGAUAUGCAAAUCUCACUGGCCAAACUGGUAGCGAUCAUCCGUAUCAAUCGAAAGAAACCUCUGGAUACCAAAUUCAUCCACCGGCAGCUGAUCGAAGUCGACAAACUAUGGGUGAACAACUACAGCAACGAACCACUGACCCGCGAACUGGAACAGUGGCUUGCCGAUGCGCUCAAUGGUUUCGUCGAACGAUCGCUCAGUCACAUGCGUCGACAUCGGGAGGUGUUCCCUGCGAAGCAUCCACCUUCCCUCGUUCGGUUAGAGUUCCUGCUGCGGUGUCUUGGCCUAUUGGGAUCGAUGCGAGCAUUCCGCCAGGUCAGUCCCUUCAGCAAAGGCGUCCGUGGUGAGAUCGUGGGGGCGCUUAGGAAAGGGUCAAUUACGUGGUCCCAGGCUCAACUACGGGAGGCUACGCGUUCUCCAAAUCCUCUGGUGCACUACACUACGAUUCUGGUCGCAGACUUGCAGCUCGGACUUGCAUACUAUCACACGUUAUUUGAUUCGACUAAUGGCAUACAGUACUUUAGUAUUGUGUACAAACAAUUUGAUACUUUGCUUGGAGAAGAAGUCACGAAUCGCAUUGAAUCCGGACAGAUGCCAGGCUCCAUAGUCAACCAUUGGACUAUCCUGGACAACGAUCGUGAACCAGACACGGCACCAUUCGAAAUCUACUUUGCUCUGCAGGAAUUUCACAACAUGAAAUCCAACCUAUCGGUGACACCUCAACCCCCGGAGAAACCCCUUUGUCUGCAAAAUUUCCACGAAUGGUUUGAACCUGCAGUCCAGCGGUGGAUCUCCAUCAGCAAAACGAAAGCGAUCCAACGAAUCAAAGCUGCCGUGAACGUGGACACGCUCUGCGAAGGAGAACGCAUCGUACGGCACAGUACCUCAGCGAUCGAUACGGCUUCAUGUUUCUACCAGAUAAAGGAAUUCUGGAAAAAUCUCGCCUGGCCGGAACCGGGCUCGGGUGCGCACUACGAAGCGUUAAUCAUCGACCUGGUCUGCACUACGGCAAACGUCUACUCCGAUCUAAUCCACCAGAAUCUGAGCGAAAGUGGAUACUACGACAAAUCGGGAGGACCUCAACGAACAGCCGACGACAUGUGUGUGAUCGUUAACAACUUGGAAUACGUGAGGCGAGCUUUGUCCGAGUUCCAUCCCACCACGCACCACCUUUCGGAAGCUGCAGAAAACCUGCUGGAAAACACAAUUGCUCAACUGGAGAAUAAGGCUGAUCGAGUUCUCGGGAAACUAACGGCUUCGAUGCAAAGUCCUCUACAGAAAGCCGUCUUUCAUUUGGCUUGGUCGCCUGACUCCCUGCCCGCCAACCAAGCUGUUAUGCCCUUACUGGAAUACCUAGACUCACAUCUGGCAACACUCAACGUUACGCUCCUUUCGCAGAACUUCUACCGCGCGAUGAGCUUGAUUUGGAACAACGUCCUGGCAGAAUUUGCCAAGCAGAUGGACGCCGGCGGUGAAGGCGAUAAGCCUAGCAACUUCCACGAUCGUAUGUACGGAGCGUUGCAGCUGCUCGGAGAGUUCUUCAACGCCGAAGGUCUCGGACUGCCACCGGAGAUUCUGCACAGCGAUCUGUACUGGCGGGUUGCGCAGCGGCUGCAAUAUCACAAAACCGAUACGGAACAAUUGAUCGAUUUGUUCUACAUGCAGAGACUGCAGGAACAGCUGAAUACGGUGGGCCCGACUUCGCUGGGUAGUUUGUCGGUGAAGGCGUACUUCAACCACGAUUCGCUGUGUGUCGAAGUGCUGCACGCCAAGGAUGUCAUUCCGCUGGAUCCCAACGGGUUCAGCGAUCCGUUUGUGAUUAUCGAACUGCUCCCGCGGAGACUGUUCUCCCACUGUUCGGAGCAGCAAACCAAUGUGCAUAAGAAAACGCUCAAUCCUGUGUUCGAUGAAUGCUUCGAGUUUUCCGUCACGCAAGAACAAUGCCAAGCGGAAGUCGCCAUGAUCGUGUUCACCGUGAUGGACCACGAUGUGCUGACGGCGAACGAUUUUGCCGGUGAAGCGUUCCUGGCGCUGAAUAACAUUCCCGGUGUGGCCCGAACGUUCAACAUGAACAUCGACAACUUCGACAGUGUAGCGCAAAUCGAUCUGCCCCUGCUGGAAAUGAAAGACAAAAGUCACCCGAUUUUACUGAUUUUGGAAGGCCGUGUCAACGACAAAAAUGCCAUGGAAUUUGUACGGAAACAAAAAGCUCGCGUAGUAGGCUAAGUCAACCAUAUAAUAACCAUACAAAUAGCGAAAAUCAUUAUGUCAAUCACAUUCAAAUACCCUUUAGCUAUAAUAAAAUGACAAACAAUGGCCCCCAGAAACUGGAGAACAAUGCUUUCAUAAUCGAUCUCGAACUAUUAUAUAUGCUAAUUUUGCAUCAAAAAUCAAUCAUCUAGAAUUUAAUCUCACGAGAGUAAAACAAUGCCUUUCACUUGAUAAAUCACCAUCUACUCAUGAGUGUCAUUGAAAAAUAAAACGAUAGAAUAUCACUUCUCUCCACGAUCUCAUCAAUGCGUAAUUGAUAUCAGCUAGAUGUGUGCAACAAAUCAUCCCAGACAUAGGAAAAAACGGCACAAACAAGACACACAACUACUAAGAUCCUAUCAGUUAAUUUUCUAUAAAAAUGAGUAUUUUUAUAUCAGACAGUUUAUUUGGAUGCUAUUUAUGGAUCAUCUAACGUUAAGUUUUAGCUAACGAAUCAACUGAAACAAACUGUAAACUAGCCUAGUCUUGUACAUUUGAAUCUUUGUAUAAAAACUGACAAAACAGAACUUUAUAGAUGCUAUACAUAAGUUUAUACAAACUAAAUAACAAAAGCAAAAAACAAAUCUAAUAAUUUGAGUAGUGAAAUAGAACUCUUUAGACAAAACAACAGAAAGAAAGAAAAACUAUAUAACAAACAUAUUUUAGAUAAAAAUUCUCUUUCUAGGGGACAACCCAAAACAAAAGAAAAAACACGAAACUCAACCAAAAAACGAAAACCGACAAAUGAAAAACUAACUUUUAAGCUGUAAAUUUUCUCAAACAAACUGCAGAUAUUUUCUUAUGAAUGAAUAAAAUCUUAAACAAAACGCAAAAUCAAGGAAACGGUCGUCCCACUCGCGCUAGCGACCGACCUUUCCGCUUGUAUAGUACGGAUUUGUUUAAAACAAAGGGACAAUUGCAAAUAGAGAACCAGUACAUAUACACCUACCUACCUACCUACCUACCUAACUCCCCCCAAUCGUAACAUUAUGUAACCGCCAACACAUUCUCAUUGCGAUCAGCCUGUAACCCGCUUAUCCCCGCGCCAUCCAUUACGCGUAGUAUGUCAUGCUUUUCCGUUUGUGGAGCUCUUCCAAUGCCUGCUUGGGUUUUGACUUCUUUUUUUUAAUAUAAAGCCGAUUUUUUUAGCAAUUAUCUUGAAGUUUCUAGUCUAUUAGGCAUUUGAAAAUUUGUUUUUGUUUCAGUGGAAGUUUUUUUUUCUAUUGUUUCUUAGGAUUUUGAGCAAUUA